Molecule: messenger RNA, 1926 nt
Organism: Rangifer tarandus platyrhynchus (Svalbard reindeer)
Lineage: Eukaryota; Metazoa; Chordata; Mammalia; Artiodactyla; Cervidae
Source: the annotation of a GenBank genome assembly
AUGACGGAUGCCAAGUAUGUCCUCUGCAGAUGGAAAAAGCGAUUAUGGCCCGCAAAGGUCCUGGCCGGAACUGAAAAGUCAGCUAAAAAUAAGAGGAAAAAGGGAUUUUUUCUAAACGUUCAGAUACUCUCCCUAGACAAAAAGAUUAAGGUGAAGAGCGCGGAAGCCAAGGUCCUGAGAAAGGUGCACAUCGAAGACAUCGCCUCUUCGUUAGCCUCACAGGACGGGGCUCCCGCUGCGCCCCUGGAGGAGCUGGCCUACCGGCGGUCACUCCGCGUGGCUCUGGAUGUCUUGAACGAAAGACAGGGGAGCUAUUCCAGGGAAGGAACGACUCCUCGGCCUCCGAGAGUGAAGUCCGUGGAACCAGCCCCCUGGCCCCCCAAGCCUAGCCUUUCCCCAUCAUUCCUCGAAGACACGGUGGGCAGUCCGGGGCCCACAAGGAGGGAACGUGUGUCCCAGAGGCCAUCCGGCCUGCCAGCUGGUGAGGAGCAUCUGGAGUGCAGAGUGAACCCCAAGGAGGUGCUCAGGAGAAGCGGAGGCCUGGAUGCCCCGGCUGUGUGUUCAGCCAGCGGUGGCGCUCAGGACAGGGGGGCAUCCAGAAAACAGCGGGCAGAUUGGAUGACGCCCCCCAGUAAACAGGGGAGGAACCCGGCACAGGGACCCUGCUCAGGUCAGAGAGCGGCUCCAUCCUCAGAGGGAGCCAGCCAGGAAGAUGGUGAGACAGGCGCCGGCCUGGCAGCCCUGUGCUCGCCUCCUGGAGGCAGGGACCCGAGUCCACAGGAUGGCUGUCCCGCCGAGCGCCUGGGCCUGGAUGGUGGCCAGAAGCCGAGGGCUCACAUGGGUCCCCACAGCCCUGCUCAGCUUGGCCCCGCAGAGGAGGCGGCAGACACCCGGCCACUGGAGGAAGCCCGGCCAUUGUCUGAAGAGUUUAUGGAGCCGAGCACUGUGAAUUCUCUCCUGGAGGAGGACGAGGAGGACGAGGAGCCCCCGAGAAUCCUGCUGUAUCACGAACCACGUUCAUUUGAAGUAGGGAUGCUAGUCUGGCAUAAAUACCAAAAAUACCCCUUCUGGCCAGCCGUGGUCAAGAGCGUCAGGCGGAGAGAUAAGAAGGCGAGUGUGCUCUUCAUUGAAGGGAACAUGAAUCCUAGAGGAAGAGGUAUCUCUGUGAUGCUCCGACGACUGAAGCACUUUGACUGCAAAGAGAAACAGGCACUUUUGGAUGAGGCAAAGGAGGACUUCGCCCAGGCCAUCGGCUGGUGUGUCUCCCUCAUCACUGACUACAGGGUCCGGCUCGGCUGUGGCUCCUUCGCUGGCUCUUUCCUGGAAUACUACGCAGCUGACAUAAGCUCACCUGUCCGCAAGUCCAUCCAGCAGGACGUCCAGGGGACGAGGUUCCCCCAACUGAGCGGGGGAGACCCCGAGGAGCCUGUGGCUGGGAGCCCACAGGGCAGGCGUCCAGCCUGCAGGAAGGUGUUGCCCGACCGCUCGCGGGCCGCCCGGGACCGGGCCAACCAGAAGCUGGUAGAGUACAUUGUGAAGGCGCGGGGCGCUGAGAGCCACCUGCGGGCCAUCCUGAGGAACAGGAAGCCAUCCCGGUGGCUGAAGACCUUCUUGAGCUCUGGCCAGUACAUGACCUGCGUGGAAACCUACCUGGAGGACGAGGAGCAGUUGGACCUGGUGGUCAAGUACCUGCAGGGCGUGUACAAGCAGGCAGGGUGCCAGCUGCUGGCACGCGGGCACGGAGACGGCAUCCGCUUCAUCCUGGACGUGCUACUGCCUGAGGCCAUCAUCUGCGCGAUCUCAGCGGUAGAUGCGGUGGACUACAAGACGGCCGAGGAGAAGUACAUCCGAGGACCGGCGCUGAGCUCCCGGGAAAAAGAAAUAUUUGAUAACCAGCUCCUAGAAGAACGGAAUCGGCGAUGCUGA